CUCAUGUAAAUGCAGAUGUCUGCAUGUGGUGGUCUUUGCAGGACAUCUCUGAAGUACCUUACUGAGAUGCUAAUGGUAACUCUGAUGUUGAAAUGUGGGCUCAAAAGAAACCUUAAUGAAUGGAAGAGUUAUUUUACAUGCUGUUGCUUUUGCCCAAACAGUACACUGUUUUACUGCAUAAUUCACCUCCUGUUCCACAAAUAUGUGUGGUCACACGAAACCUUUCUUUACUGGCAUUUUCCUUCUCACAGGAGAAGUCAUCUCGCUUGUCUGCAGCGUUGCUUGGUGAGGACUGUGAGAUCAGCCCAGAGCAGCUGUACGAGCUGCUACAGUAUGCAGCCCUGGGGAAACGCCACAAUGCAGCCCAGCCCAGCUGGUGCCAUGUUUAUCACCAAAGCCGUCUGGCUGGGGUUGUGGUUAUUGUUCUGCAUGAAAUGAGCCAGCUCCACUUCUACAAAUUCUAUUUACAGUUCAAACACCUCCGAAAAGUGUUCCAGCAUGUAAGUCCCUGCACUGCUGUCUACUAAAAUUCUUCCAGUGCUGAAGCUGUGCCCUGGUUACUGCUUGCCGCUGCUUGCUUGAGACUGUGGCCUUUCCAGCAGGAAGCGGCCACCUUUGAUUGCUCACCAAGUGAAUGAGAGCAUCUCUCUAGGCUCUGACAGCUCAAGCUGAGGCCAGGGCUGCAGUGUGAGAAACAGAUUUUCAAGGCUUAGAUCUCUGCAGCCUUACCAGGUGAAAUGUCUAUGCUGUGGCAUUUCAGUCCUCAAUGCUUCUGACUUCUUCAGGCUGCCUGGGAGAUUAAAAAUACCUCUGCUGAUUUGAAAU
Lagopus leucura (white-tailed ptarmigan) is the source of this 825-nucleotide messenger RNA. Its product is annotated as RNA exonuclease 5-like. NCBI's taxonomy places the organism in Eukaryota, Metazoa, Chordata, Aves, Galliformes, Phasianidae. The transcript is spliced from 2 exons. The record is from RefSeq and is a predicted model, not a curated record. The coding region runs from base 120 to 527 and encodes 135 amino acids.